AUGCAUCUCUUACACCUUGGUUUCACUUGUAGUAAGGUUGAUCCUUCUUUAUUUACUUUGAAAACUCACAAUGGCAAAAUAUUUCUCAUGUUAUAUGUGGAUGAUAUUAUUGUCACAGGAAGUAAUCCAUCACAUGUCUCAGAGUUGGUUCUACAACUUGAAAAGGAGUUUGCCAUGAAAGAUCUUGGUCAUUUACACUUCUUUCUUGGAGUUGAGGUUAAGUAUGUUGUUGAGCUGCUAGACAAGACUGAAAUGACUUUUGCAAAGGCUAUAGCCACUCCUUUGGCUCAGAAGCAUGGUCUACAUGAAGCUGUGGGAAGUGUGCUUGAAGCAUUUUUUUUUACAGAAUGA
Messenger RNA from Solanum lycopersicum (tomato), 351 nucleotides. RefSeq lists its product as uncharacterized. The record is from RefSeq and is a predicted model, not a curated record. NCBI's taxonomy places the organism in Eukaryota, Viridiplantae, Streptophyta, Magnoliopsida, Solanales, Solanaceae.